Electrophorus electricus (electric eel) is the source of this 1527-nucleotide messenger RNA. It is a transcript of the gene fitm2, whose product is annotated as fat storage inducing transmembrane protein 2. Gene Ontology annotation, molecular function: coenzyme A diphosphatase activity. Gene Ontology annotation, cellular component: endoplasmic reticulum membrane. The record is from RefSeq and is a predicted model, not a curated record. Gene Ontology annotation, biological process: lipid droplet organization; lipid storage; phospholipid biosynthetic process. NCBI's taxonomy places the organism in Eukaryota, Metazoa, Chordata, Actinopteri, Gymnotiformes, Gymnotidae.
GUCAUGGCACCAGCUUGAACCUUAAUCAGGAAGCUGCAAAAACAACAUGGCUGUAUUAAAUAGCGUUGUGGAUAAAUUGGUAUCUUUUUGGACCCUUAAGUUUAUCCGCAAAUAUUUGAAAUGGUUUUUCUUGUGUGUUUCAUUUACAGGAUCACUAUUAAAAGAGCUGGAUGUUGUACCGAAGACAUAUUUCAGUAACAGAAGAAAUAUUUUUAAUCUGUAUUUUGUGAAAAUCUCGUGGAGCUGGAACCUGGUUUUGUUGCUACCAUUUAUAUUUUUAUCCAACUCGUACAAUAGAAACCUCACAUUUGUUUUAAAACGACUCUUGUCCCUUGUGGUGGCAACAGCCAUUUGGUAUUUAUGCACAGAGUCGUUUUUCUAUAUUGAAGAUAUUACAGGAGAGUGCUAUGAGUCAGAGUCUGUGCGAGUAGUCCUUGGAAAAUUCAACACAAAAGCAGAAUGCAGAAAGGCUGGUUUCCUAUGGAAUGGCUUUGACAUAUCUGGUCACUCAUUCAUUUUAGCAUACUCGACACUCAUAAUUGUUGAAGAAAUGGAUUCAAUGCUAUACCUAGUACAACAACGAAGAACUGCUUUUCUUGAUGUGCUGUAUGUUGCAUUGAAUGCCAUUGUAGUCCUUUGGAUAUGGAUGUUUGGUUGUACCUCUGUGUACUUCCAUGAUACAAUUCACAAAGUUCUGGGAACAUUGUUUGGAAUCUUGGGGUGGUAUGUGUCCUAUAAGGUAUGGUACCCAAAGCCUUUCUCUCCAGGACUACCUCCACUCCCCAGUGAGCAGAAAUAUCACUAGACGGAAUUUGUUUGCAGUGCACCUGUGGGACAUGCUGACGAACAGUAAACUGUCACAAAACUUUGGAACUGUUUAGAGGUCCAUUCCAUCUGUGUUCUGCCUUUUUUGGAGGUCACACUCAAUUUGUUUGGUGGGCAGCUGGUGUUCCAAAACUGACUGUAAUUAACAAAUACUACAAGUGUUCAGUAUGUUUAGAGUGAGCAUUAUUAUCUAACACUAAAGAGUUAUCAGUUAAUAUGAGCACUCUGAUAUACAAUGUUGGCUUUGAAUUCCAGCCUACUUUGCCAUUUAAUAAAAUGCUUUUUGUGUGUGUUUGCCAUAUUAGUCAUUUACAGUGUGUGGUAUAUUUUUGGGGGGUUUUUUGUUUUGUUUUUUUUGGUUGCGUGUUGGGAACUAGACCAGUGCCAUAUUCCAAAGACAGUUUCAUAAGCCUUUCUUCUGUUUCUAGUGAGAUGUUUUUAUGUUGCUUUUUAUGUAUCAGUUUUACAGUAUUGGCUGUACUUCAGCUGGUUUUUCAGGUGUUCUGCCUUUGCAACUGUAAUCGUAUUGGAUUUUGACCUUUACAAAUGUUUCUGUAAUGGCUUGACUCUGUUGUUAAAGGUGUUUUGAAGAAAUAUACUGACAGUUUGACAACUUGAAACUAGGACAUGUCCUAACUUUAUUGCUCAAGGCCAUGUAACCUUGCUAAAAUAUUAAAAAUCCUUGGCUGCUUUUGCUCCUAU